CAUCCCCAUACUCGUUCCUCGUCGAAGCCAAGCAAUCCCAAUCCCCUCCACGAUGCGUUUCUCGACCAUCGUUCUCGGCAUCGCGGCCUUGACUGGCCCGGCCCUUGCUGACGGAAAGAAGAAGGGCGACGACACGCUAGUCGAUACUCAUAGUAGUCCACUGCUCGAUCAAUGCGUGAAAACUUGCAUGUACGAUCACAACGAAAAGUUCAUCAAUAUUAAGGAGACGACGACACACCAGUUCUGUGAGACGAAGAAGGCGAAGGCUGAGGCCUGGAUGCUGUAUGAAGUGUUCCCGUGUAUGAAGGUCGGGUGCCGGAAGGACCCAGAGCAGUACCAGAUCACAUAUGACAAUGUUCAGGAUUGGUACUAUCUCGUCUGCAACUAUAAAACUCCUCCCAAGGCGUAAGCUAAGGGUUGCUGGCGUCGGAAUGCUUUCUGGUCCGUAGUAAUUCACGCU
This is a messenger RNA of Aplosporella prunicola CBS 121167, 460 nucleotides long. RefSeq lists its product as uncharacterized. NCBI's taxonomy places the organism in Eukaryota, Fungi, Ascomycota, Dothideomycetes, Botryosphaeriales, Aplosporellaceae. The record is from RefSeq and is a predicted model, not a curated record. The coding region runs from base 53 to 409 and encodes 118 amino acids. The transcript is spliced from 3 exons.